AUGUUACUUAAUGUAGCUAAAAAAUGUUUAUGUACAACAUAUUAUUCGGAUACAUUUAAACAGAUAAUUAAUUUAAAAAAUGCUGAGUUUCCAUCAAAAGGGACCUUUUUUGUUAUUGAAUGUGCACAUUAUAUUAGCUCAUAUACGGGUACACUGUUAUCAAAGGAUGAAGUUUUCUGUUAUACAAUUAUUAUGGAUAGUGACGAAAUAUUCAAACAAUGUUUGUCUCAUAAAAAACUAUUUGAUAAUGUAAGUCUUACUCAAGCUAUGACAUACCUCAUAGAUAUUCUACAAAUGCCGCUAACUAGAAUGUUUACUAAACAUUUAACAGUAAUAGAUUAUCUAUUGUUAAUUUUACAACAAACAGUUGAUGAUGCUGAUCAAUUUGAACAACAUGCUAUAGAAUUAAUUGCUUCAACAACAACAUUAAUAUACAGUUUAAUAUACAACUCAAAAUUUCUUAGUAAAUGUAAAAAUGUUACAGAAUUAUUUCAGAAACAUUCUGCUUCAAAUGACAAACGUAUAAGCUUUAAUGCCAGAAUGAUCACUUAUGCGAUAAAUGAAGAUAAAGCUGAAGAAAUAGAAGAACCCGACAAAGUGAUAACAAUAUUUGUCAGUUAUCUUGGAAAUUCCGUAAACGAUGAAUCACAAAGAUGCGAAGGUGUUCCAUUGAAAUCUUUAUUAACGAGCUUGAAAAUUCUUGUUCAAAACGAUAAAAUACAAGUAGAACUGGUUCAACAGAAUGGUAUACCAUUGUUAAUCGAAUGUGCAUGUGAAUCAAAGUUUGAUGCAACGACCAUUCAACUACCAUCUUUAGAAAAUUUAUGGACAAUGUCAUUUCUUCCAAAUGCUGCUGAAAUAUUAAAAAAUCAUCCAGAUUUUAUUCAGAAUAUAAAACAUAAACAAUUAAUAUCAUCAAAUAAUACUGACACUAGAAAUGUGACUAAUGGUUUAUUAUGGAACUUGAAAGAAGAAUCUGAGAGAUUAUUAAUAAUAAAAGAGAAAGCGCAUGACUCAUCUGAAAAUUCUGGAGAAAGUUUUGAAUACGAUGUAAUGUUGAGUUAUUCACAUAACGAUGAAGAUAUAUGUGAUAAAAUAUAUAAUUGUUUAACAAAAGAUAAAUUUAAAGUCUGGUUAGAUAAAAGACAAAUGUAUAACUCGUAUAUGGAACGAAUGGCUGAAGCUAUUGAAAAAUCAGAGUUUAUACUUAUUUUUAUGUCAGAUUCAUAUAAAAAGAGUCAAAAUUGUCAAUCUGAAGCAAAUUAUGCACGUGAAAAUAAACGUUAUUUAAUACCGUUAAAAAUUCACACAGAUUAUAAGCCAAAUGGUUGGUUAGGACUUCUCGUAGCUGGGUUAA
This is a messenger RNA of Didymodactylos carnosus, 1357 nucleotides long. The record is from the annotation of a GenBank genome assembly. Lineage: Eukaryota; Metazoa; Rotifera; Eurotatoria; Philodinida; Philodinidae.